Dissoconium aciculare CBS 342.82 is the source of this 1414-nucleotide messenger RNA. RefSeq lists its product as uncharacterized. The coding region runs from base 1 to 1011 and encodes 336 amino acids. The transcript has 4 exons. The record is from RefSeq and is a predicted model, not a curated record. NCBI's taxonomy places the organism in Eukaryota, Fungi, Ascomycota, Dothideomycetes, Mycosphaerellales, Dissoconiaceae.
AUGGAACGCCCCUGGCUCUAUACGGACAUGGAAGCCGACGAGUCUGCGAUGUAUCCUGAGGUCAUCGCAAUGCAGUCGCCGACGACGAUACUUGCUCAGACGACUGCUGUUGUCAUUCCGUCCGAGAAAGUUGGAAUUCACUCAACGUUUGCACGACAACAAAACAUGGACUGCAUCAGUACUUGCAUGAGCGGGUCCGAGCACCGCAGCAAACAAUUUGAACGAGCAUUAGCCCCGGGCGAUGAUGCAGCACACGACGAUCGCUAUUGGCCACAGGCGGGACACGGCGGAUCGAACAAGGCGGUCGGACGACGCGAUGUUCUCCUAGAUGUCGCAUCCACACCAAGACCGUUUCUAGCUGCGCACACGAACAACCACCAUUCCUCAUCAUCAGUUUUCGUGUGCCCCUACCCAGUUCGCUCUUUCUACACAGGUCUUGGUAUCGGUGACUUCCACGAGCAGUCCAACUUUCAGUGUGGUGUCCGCAGCGAUCACUUACCCAGACCGACAGCACACACUCCACCAACACGCACGUUUCACGAGAUACUGGAGCCCUUUCCCCUCAGGAUGCAGCGCCGCAUAAUCUCUGCUGCCGAAGACCCACCCUCAUUAUCCAUUGGUUCUGGGAUCAUGACCGGCUUACACCACGCUCUAGCAACAGCUGUCAUCGGCGCAUUAUCCGCUGCAGUCUGGCAGACGGGCAGGAUGGUCGGACGACCGCUCGGAGCACUCCUCACUCAAGUCAUGCCAGACUCCGAGACAAAACGGCUCUCGGAGCCGGGCGCAAUGAAGAGGUUGCAAACCACCCUGGGUGGCGUCAUCUCUAUUCUCUUGUGCUUCAUCGCGUUGGCGACGAAUCUGGUCGUUAUUGGCAGAGAGGAAAUGCUGGGAGGCUUUAGUACAGACUGGACCUGGGCGCGAUUUACAAUCCUGAUCUUGCAGUCGGUGUUGGAGGGUGAGGUGGCGAUGAUGGUGCUUGCGGGACUGGUUCGGAUUGCAGGCAUUUCAUAGUUUCUAUGCCACAACAUCUAUUCAUGGUAGCUCACUGGCAAAGUUGGUUUGGUGCUACAUUGUCUGUCGAGCCGCAUCUGCAUACCCUGCUUUCGCAAUAAUUCGCUCAUCCUGGUUUCACAAAGAAAGAGUUCCAUUGCAGACGAGUCCAAGCUCAGCAGCCAGUGAAUUCACAGACCCGAGCUAAUCUGUCGUUCGAAGCCUAUGUUUUGUGGGGUUGCGACUCUUUGUCACUUUGCGUUCGCUCAUGGGCCGGAGUCAUGGCUGUAUGGAAAGGGUCGUCCAUCGUUCCGGCCCUCCAGGGCUGUCAACAACCACUCCCGGGAUGAGCAGAGUCUUGGAUGGGGACGCAGCAGCAGCAGCAGCAGACACAAUAUGUUCACCUCAGUUGACUAUGGCGGCG